Messenger RNA from Adineta ricciae, 1299 nucleotides. Lineage: Eukaryota; Metazoa; Rotifera; Eurotatoria; Adinetida; Adinetidae. The record is from the annotation of a GenBank genome assembly.
AUGGGUGUCGGCGGAUCUCAAGAGAAUAUACAUAAAAAACCCGUUGUGCUUAUUGUUGGAGGGGGCUAUGCUGGUGUUCAAUGUGCGAAAUUAUUGGAUAAAUCUGACCAAUUUUUUGUCAUACUGAUUGACCGCAAAUCUUAUUUUCUUCAUAACGUUGCUGCAUUACGUGCAACAGUAGAAGAAAAUUAUGCUCAGAAGAUUAUUAUACCUUACGAUCGACUGCUAACAAACGGUUGUGUUAUCCAAGCGGAAGUUAUAUCAAUCCUGACGGAUAGCAUACAAGUUCAUGGAUAUCACGAUCCAAUACAUUUCAAUUAUUUAGUUAUUGCCACUGGUUCAUCCUAUGCAUUUCCUGGUAAAGUAGCUGAAGUCGCCAGUUCCAAGGCAAUAAGUCUUUAUAAUAAUCUUCAAAAAAAGAUCAAAGAGGCGCAACAAAUCUUGAUUAUUGGUGGCGGACCAGUUGGUAUUGAACUCGCGGGUGAAAUAGUCACUGAUUUCCCUGGUAAAGAUAUAACGAUUGUUCAUAAUCAACCAACAUUACUACAGCCAAAGCAAUUUCAAGACAAACUCUAUGCUCGUUUACAUGAAAAUCUUUCCAAAUUGCACAUCACAGUUAUAUUAAAUGACGGCAUACAAAUACCAACUAAUGAAGAUAAUCCCAAUAUGAAUUAUAUUGAAGGACGAAAAACAUAUGUAACUGAAAAAAAUCAACGCAGCAUCACGGCUGAUUUAACAUUUGUAUGUGUUGGUGCACGUGUUAAUAACAAAAGUAUCAGCAAUGGUCCUUUGCAAUCGAAAAUAAAUCCUCACACAGGUCGAUUAAUGGUUAAUAAUUACUUGCAAGUCGAUGGUUACGAGAAGAUCUUUGCUAUUGGCGACAUAAGUGACAAAGAAGCUAAAUUUGCGUAUAUAGCAGCAGAUCAAGCUAAUUACGUUGCCAAAUUGAUUGUAUUGAUUGAAAAGCAAAAGCCAUAUCCAAAGCCAUAUCAAAUCCAUACAAAUUCCCUCAUUCUAUUAACCCUCGGCCGUAAUGGUGGUGUUGGACAACUACCAACUAGUAGCGGAACAUUGAUUGGUAAUAUAGCUGUCAAAUGUUUAAAAUCGAAAGAUAUCUUCACAUCUCGGUAUCGAGCAGCAUUGAAUUAUCAAUCAGAAAGUGAUACAGAAACAAAGACCGGGUAUUCGCAUAAGCUUGAUUCGAUCCAAUCGAUCUUAUCAGUCACAGAAAAAGAUGCUCGAGAUUUACUUGCAGGAUUAUCGACUCGAGAACUCGCAGCUGGACAAGAUUUUAUUUGA